Messenger RNA from Drosophila busckii, 2628 nucleotides. RefSeq lists its product as uncharacterized. The record is from RefSeq and is a predicted model, not a curated record. NCBI's taxonomy places the organism in Eukaryota, Metazoa, Arthropoda, Insecta, Diptera, Drosophilidae.
CCAGCACAAUGUCAGCGCCGGCCACGCGGCCUGUGUCCAGCACCAAGGAAGAAGCCUUUGCAGAUCUCGACGCACAGGCGGUCAUAGCAGCCAUUGUGACCGACUCGGGUCUAUCCGAAUCGUCAGAGUCUGCGGUGGCGCUCACUGCGGAUCUGGAACAUGUUGUAGUCUCCUCCAAUGUGACCACACCUGUGACAGUAACAGGGGGAGUGCCGCCUGGUCUGGGCAUCAUUGGCAGCAAUAAUUAUGGCACCAUGGGCCUGAGCAGCAGCCUCACUGGUGGCAAUGCUACAAGCGGCGGCGGCGGCGGCGUCACCGCUGCACUCAUGGAAAUGGGCCAUUCGAGAAAUUCCAGUAAUACUAGUCAAAUGUCGAAAGGUUCGGGUUAUAGUAGUUUUUCGCACAGUCAACAUUCGCGGCAGAGUUCCGAAGGUGACUCGGGGCAUGCUAGUCGAUUUAGAAAAUCCGUUUCUCUACUCAAUAGACUUAAUCAGAGAGCUAUAAAUGCGAUGAAAUUAAAUAUACCCGCGUUGCGGCACAAAGCGACGACAACAGAGCAACCGCAGGGAUUGGGUCUACCCGAACCACCGCAGCGCACCACAAAAACCACCACAGUGCACGCCAGUCUGAGCACCACCAUCGAAUAUGUAAGUGAGGAGCGUCUCUAUCAAACGCCCAAUGCCACAAUGAGCGGCAAUGAGCAGGCGGCGUUCGAUGAGUUCCGUACGCCCAUGUGUGAGAUACCCAAUCCUUUGCUGUCGCAGUCAUAUGCCACGCCCAGCUAUCGCAGCGCUGGCUCGCCCGCGCACGCCACACAGUAUUAUGACAGCGAGGAGACGAGCGAGAAUGAUGAGGAGUACAUGAACGAGGAGGACUCUGGUGAUAAUGACUCGGGUCUGGAAGAGAAUUUCCAUACGCCGCGUGUGGCUAAGAUUAAGUCCAUGGAGAAUCUGUCCAUACUCGAAAUGGAGUUUCAUAAAGCGUCCAUGGAGCUGGACCGCAAUUCGCCACGCAGGCUGAAGCAGUUGGCGGAACAUGCGAACAUAACCAAAAUGAAAUCGCUUAACAAUCUCUGCUUCGACGACUACUCGGAGGCAGCAACGCGUGAGGAGUUUCAGCGCAUACGUGAGCAAUCGCUGGAGGAGCGUCUGCGCUUCCAGCAGCACAAUCAUCAUCAUCUGCAUCAUCAUCAUCUGCAUGCGCAUGCGCUGCGCAAGAAUUCAAACUCAUCGAAUGGCUCGUCGGGCAAACUGUUUGUCAAGCAUCAAAGCCAUUUGGCCAAGGUGGGCAAUGCCAAGUUCAUAGGCCAGGAUGGCGCCAAUGAUAGUCCGCAUUAUCCCAUACAAAAGAUGCGCUCCAUGGGCACCAUACCUGAUUUGGUGACCGAACGCAUUGAAGCCGAUCCGUUUCUCACUCCCACCUCAGAGCGCCGUCCCAGCUUCAGUCGCCUCAUCCAAUCGGCCGAUAAACCACCCCUGGGCAUUAGCUAUGUGAAUCGUCUGCUCACCUACGAUGUCGUCGACUCGCCAGCCGAGAACAUGUCCUUCAUGUCCCGAACGCCGUUCGAGCGCGCCUACAGACGCACCAUGCUACAGGGCACCGCCUCCACACCACUCGCUGCCAGCCUGGAUGCCCCCAGUCACGCUCGUCCACAUUCCACAAAUGCUGCUUACGAGCUCAUGAGAAGCUUUAGCGGCGUGCCACGUCGUCUGUUUGAUGCCAGCAACAGUUGCAAUAACAACAGCGGCAGCAACACCAGCAGCAACAACAGCAGCAGCAGGCAACAGGCAGCAACAACAACAGCAGCAGCAGCAGCAUCAGGACUGGGCAGCAGCUCUUCGCCCUGCGGCACUUUGGCCAGCAUACACUCGAAUCAUUCGGCUUCAUCAUCGAAUGGCAGCAACAGCAGCAGCAGUGGCGCUUUGAUAACAUUCCAAUGUAAUCCACACUGCGGUCAGGACAGCGUCGAUGGUUUUUCCAGUCAUCAGUCGCAGCAGCUGGGCUCACCCAAUGGCCAUGCCAGCAGUCCCCGACUGGGCAAUGUUAUGUCAGGCGAUGCGCUCAGUUCGUUGGCGGCGAGUCCGACAGAUGCAUGCAGCAUACGCUCGAAUCCUUCGGCUGCUUCCUUAUUGCUGUCCACCUCUGCGGCCGCAGCGGAAGCCUCAGCCAUGUGCUCAGCCACCUCGAUGUCCAUGUCGGGCGCCACACUCUCCCCGCUGGCCACCACACAGAUUAUACGUCGUCCCAGCAUUACCAUGAUGAAUCCCAGCUCCGGCUCGUUAGUUAUAAGUGAAACAGGAUCUCUAGAUCGUACGAAAAACAGCGGCGAAAAGCGCAAGAAGAAUGCACUGGACGAUGGGCCACGUGUCUCGGACCGUGUGGAGGAGACGCGUGUCAAUCCAGACUCCUUGAUCGAUGAGAUUUUGAAGGAUACCAAGCUGGAUCAGCUGGAGGAGUCGGCAGAGACAUCGGGUUUACAACUUUACAUAGCACGCGAUGGCACCGCCUCGCUGGGUGGACAUGAGGUCAAGUCAAGCGUGCGAGCUGGCGCCUUCAAGCAGGUUGUGAUGCAGGAUCGAAGAUAGUAGCUACGCUAAUGCAGGCGCGUGUUUUUUUUUUAAUGUAUUA